Tetranychus urticae (two-spotted spider mite) is the source of this 2669-nucleotide messenger RNA. Its product is annotated as USP6 N-terminal-like protein. NCBI's taxonomy places the organism in Eukaryota, Metazoa, Arthropoda, Arachnida, Trombidiformes, Tetranychidae. Gene Ontology annotation, biological process: regulation of GTPase activity. The record is from RefSeq and is a predicted model, not a curated record. Gene Ontology annotation, molecular function: GTPase activator activity; small GTPase binding.
UUUUUAAUUCGAUGUAUCGGUAAAGAAGGCAGAUAAUUAAGGCUUGUCAUUUUGUGUUGCAGAAUCUUUUGACUCUAUUCAGCUCAGCAAUAACAUCUAAACAUACAAUCAUCUCUUGGUUUAAUAUUUAUUUUUUGGUUAAAUUAAAUCUCUUUAGAUUUUUAUAUUUUGCUUUUAUUUAUGUGUACAAUCAGAUGAAUGGAUGAACAUCGAAUUGAUCCCGACGAGGAGCGUCGGACAAUCGUGGAAAGAUAUACAAAGGGCAGAGAAAAGAUUCGUGAUCAAAUUGGUGAUUGGGAAGACCCACAAAACCUGGUCCUUUUCACGGACCGUUAUGGAUUCAUCCAUGAUCAACAGCUUCCACCUCGUUUAAGUAAACAUGAAGCAAAGGUUAGACAAAAGGAAAUUUCCCGGACUAGUAAAUGGCUCAAAAUGCUCGAGCAAUGGGACAAAUAUUUUCCAAACUCAGAAAAAUUAAGAAAAAGAGUGUACAAAGGUAUACCGAAUUCUCUUCGUGGUGAAGUAUGGACCAGGUUAAUGGAAGUACCUCAAGUGAAAAAAGAGCAAGAAGGUCGUUACCAAGAACUUCUUGACUAUGGACUCUACAACUCCAAAGAUAUUAGACAAAUCGAUUUAGAUAUCAACCGAACUUUCAGAAAUAAUGAUAUGUUCAGAGACAGAUUCAAUGCAAAACAACAAGAAUUAUUCAGAAUACUGGUUGCCUACAGUGUAUACAAUAAGGAGAUUGGUUAUACUCAAGGAAUGUCUCAGAUUGCUGCCCUUCUGUUGAUGUACACUUCAAAUGAAGAAGAUGCAUUCUGGUCAUUAGAUCGUCUCAUGUCAGGAGAGAAAUAUGCUAUGCAUGGUUUUUUCAUUGACGGUUUUCCUAAAUUGCAGCGAUUUGCUGAUCAUCACGAUAAAAUUCUGAAAAAAUUCCUCCCACGAGUCUAUAAGCAUUUCAAAAAAUUUGACAUAAAUGCUACUUUAUAUACUCUUAAAUGGUUUUUCCAAUGUUUUCUCGACCGAGUCCCUUUCUCGUUAACAUUAAGGAUUUGGGACUGCUUCAUGUUAGAUGGCGAGAUGAUACUUACCUGUUUUAGUUACACUCUUCUUAAAUUACACAAAAGAUCCAUUCUCGACAAGAGCAUGGAAGAUUUAAUAUCAUUCCUUCAAAUAGAUUUGGAAAAGGAUUUUGGAUACUUGGAUGACCAAGCGAUCCGAGAACUUCAAAUUGCUAUAAAUGAAUUGAGAAAACAAAAAAUGGAGUCACCCGCAAAAACAAAUACAGAUGCCGAGAAGCCAACCAGACCGUUCGGCAUGCUGUUACAAGCCGAUAAUGUAUCAAUAAUGACCGGAACCGAUGAUAGAAGCAUCGCUGGCAGUAUUAAUUUGAAAAAUUCUGAUUCAGUUUCGUUGGCUCAAACUUCUAGAACUAGUAGUGAAGUGGAUCAAAAUGAACUGGAAAACACUGAGCUGGAUGACGUUGAAGUCAACGAUUUCUGUAAAAUUCAAAGAUCUUGCUCUAUUUAUGAUAAUGUAGAUAUCAAUGAAAGCAUCGAAGCUGCCAAGAGGUUGAGUGAAUUAACAACAAACUCAGAUCAACGUGGUUUUUUCAAAUUGCAAAUAACUUUAAGCUAGCCAACUCAUGUUAACUGUUUGCGAAUCCCAGCACCAGCAACUACAAAAAAUGGGCGACAACACUUUCUUUUUCCUAUAAAAACGUCAUCGCUAUACCAUACGCUUCAUACCAAAUAUUAAACACCAAACCAUCAAAUCAAUCGUUAUCGGAUCAGUUAUAUUUCUAAAGGAAAUUAAACAUCACUCAUACUCUGCCAAUAAUGAUAAAGAAACUAAACGAAUAAUCAAUUUAUAAAAGUGUAACUCACAAAAAAUUAUAUAGAUAAUAAGCUCAUGAAUACAUCCCCAGCAAUUAAAAGAAGAAACAAAACAAAUCAAGAAAUAAUAUUCUGAGAAAGCAAAAAUGAUAAUAACUAGAUUUAAAUAUUUUUUAAUUUCUCCUAGACUAUUGUUAAUCUUAUAUCAUGUUUAUCAUGGUUCCUUCAAUGCGGAGAAAAACCAAAGAUCUUUUGAAAGUGCAAAAAUUCAAACUCCAAUAACUUCAGUUUUGAGUUCAAGCAAAUAACCAAUUUGUGUACGUCAAAAAUUAUUCAGUUUCAAGAUGUGCGGUUUAUUAAAUCCGAUUUAAAGUGUAUUUUUGAUUGGGUGAGAAAGACAAUCAAUAUCUAAUGGCUUGAAUGGCUGGAUAAUUAAAAUGGGUGGCCUGGUUUUAAAGCGAUCAAGGAUUGAGCGGAUAUCUGCUUUUUGAUGUCCCACAGAAUUCAAGAAUUGGUGAAAAUGGUCGUUCAAUAAAUUCAAUUCAAUCAUUAAGGAGAUGAACUUGAAUUGCUUGUUCAAAAAAUGUCAGUGAUUAACGGUCCAAAAAUCAAAAUUGAUCAAGUUAAUUGUAAUUUGGUUGUAAAGAUUGAAGUGAAAAUGGAAACAAAUGAUCUUUUCCUCAACAAAAAAAGACUGUGUUAAUUUUUCCAUUAACAUUUACUCAUCAUCUUUUACUGUUUGUUAAAUAAUUCACCCGAUAAUUUAAUCAACCAUUGUUUAUUGAUUUCAUCCAAGUAGAUCACAUUUAAUUAAAUAAUUUAUUAUAAUUUCAA